Messenger RNA from Cyprinodon variegatus (sheepshead minnow), 2064 nucleotides. RefSeq names its product family with sequence similarity 43 member A (gene fam43a). The coding region runs from base 86 to 1147 and encodes 353 amino acids. NCBI's taxonomy places the organism in Eukaryota, Metazoa, Chordata, Actinopteri, Cyprinodontiformes, Cyprinodontidae. The transcript has 2 exons. The record is from RefSeq and is a predicted model, not a curated record.
CCCGUACAGCAAACAGACUCAGCUGUGCGCUCUAGGAUCGGUGAGCGGAUAAUGGCCAGAAGCUUUUGCUGUGAUGGACACAUAAAUGUUGCUGUUGAACGGGAACAGCGGUAAAAUGCUGCCGUGGAAGAAGAACAAGUUCGACCUGAUCGAGGAAGACAAGCAGUCCAAGCAGAAGGGCUAUGCGGUGAGCCUCAACUACUCCGCGCUCACCUCCUUCGCCAAGUCCUGCCCGGAGAGCGCGCUCAACCGGGUGGGCAGCAUGUUCAAGUCCAAGCGGAAAAAGGUGAAGAUCACCAGCGAGGACCCCACGUACACGGUGCUCUACCUGGGCAACGCGACCACCAUCCAGUCCAAGGGGGACGGCUGCACGGACGUGGCGGUGAGCAAGAUCUGGGGGAAGAGCGAGAUGGGGAAAAGCGGCACCAAGAUGAGGCUGACCGUCAGCUCGCAGGGCAUCCGGAUGGUGCAUGUGGACGAUAAAGCCAGGAGGCCGGGACACCUCUACCUGCUGCACCGGAUCACCUACUGCGUCGCGGAUCCGCGGUUCCCCAAGAUCUUCGCGUGGAUUUACAGACACGAGAUGAAACACAAGGCGGUGAUGCUGCGCUGCCACGCAGUGCUGGUGUCCAAGCCGGAGAAAGCUAAAGCCAUGGCUCUGCUGCUCUACCAGACCUCCGCCACAGCCCUGGCUGAGUUCAAGAGGCUGAAGCGGAGAGACGAUGCCCGUCACCAGCAGCAGCAGCUCAUCGGGGAGCAGACCAUCCCUCUGGUCCCUCUCAGGAAGCUGCUGAACGGACAGUGUUACUACAAACCCCCGGUGGAGCGCAGCCGCAGCGCGCCCAAGCUGGGCUCCAUCACCGAGGACCAGCUGGGGGAGGAAGAGGAGGAGAAAGCCAUGCACUUUGAGUGCGAGGACAUUUUAGACUCGGACUGCAUCAAUGAAAAACACGAGUUAACUCAGAUCAUUAACGAUCUGGGGGAGAUGAGCAUAGGGAACGACUUGCAGACUCUGAAAGCUGACCUUAGGGUCACCAGACUGCUCUCUGGGGAGAGCACAGGGAGCGAGUCCUCCAUAGAAAGCAACCAAGAGCCUCCCCCACUCAGCAACGGGCUGGGGGAGGUCAAGGUGCUGGAAGUAGCCUAAAUGUUGAUUAUCUGUGCCUCACUGCAGCCUUGUUUAUUUGAGCCACAUUGUCUCCAUGAGCAACACAUGCAGAAAUGCACCGACCACCUCUCCACUUUCCCAUUUUGACCAUCCAGAUAUUAUUUGGUUAAUUAAUCUGAUUGAAACCUGGUAAAAUUUAAAGUAAAUAUCACAUAGAAAUAGUGAAUGCCCUUGUUUGACCCAGUCAAAGAGUAAAACUGGUAGAACUUAGUUUUAAACUAAUUUGCAUUCAGAUUCCAGUCAUGGAUGACAGCCAAUUACCGGUCGGUGCAUGUCUAAACAUUUGUGCUCUGUGUGGAGCGUCUGAUAUGUGCCUCAACAACUAAAGGAGAGAAGCUCACUGUUGGGUUUGAAGCUACUGCCGCACACAAACUUACAAUCAUGCUACUGACACUUUACCAGAAACGGCAACCAUGGGAAAAUGCACACCUGAGAGAUAAGCCCCAAUGUGACUGAGGAUGGCUGCAGUAAAUCUGCCUCUUCUGGUUUAAGAGGAUUUGUUGCAGCAUCAAGGUUGUUCACUUAAGGUUUAUUUCUCACUUGAAACAUUGUGAUCCAAAAGAAGCAGCAUUCCGUUUAUUUUUUUGUUUGUUUUUUGUAAAAGCACCUUUCCGUCUUCAGUGCUCCAGUGGGUCAGAAUAAACCCCUCCUCAUUUUCCUGAAGAGAGCUUCUGUGACAUCCUGCUUUACUUUUGCACUGUUGACAAUUAUGUACAUAAUGUAUGCCGCUAGGUUGUCUCAGACAUAAAUGUCAUAUCUUUGCUGUGCAAAAGAGGAAAAUAAAACAUUUAUGUACUAAGUUGUAAUAUAUGUUUUAGCUAUAACAAAAGUUGUUUUUUAAAAAAAUAUAAAAUGUGGUUUGAUAUGUGAACCUCAUUGAAUUCUCAAUAAAAUGA